AUGCAAAAACUCACGGAGCGCAUAGACGACCUGAAGCAAAGAAUAGCUGCUUGGGGAAAGUGGAUUCGGCGAUAUACCGAGAGGUCGACACGGUUCAACCAGCAUCGUCUCUUCCAGAGUGAUCAGAAGAGGCUCUAUAAAUCAUUGGAGCGACCAAUAGUAAGUGGAACGGGCCCUGCACCAAAUCAGGCCGACAUGGUCGCAUUCUGGCGCAGCCUGUGGUCAGAGCCCGUAAAUCACAACGAGGGCCCUUGGACGGAAGUUGUGGCGAGUCAGUGUGCGAGUAUUACGCCCAUGAACCCCGUCAUCAUAACGCCGGAUGACGUAGCUGAGGCGGUCCGUAGGGCUCCGAACUGGAAAAGUCCGGGGCUUGACGGGCUGCAUCACUACUGGCUGAAGGGGUUCAUGAGUGAUCAGAAGAGGCUCUAUAAAUCAUUGGAGCGACCAAUGGUAAGUGGAACGGGCCCAGUACCGAAUCAGGCCGACACGGUCGCAUUCUGGCGCAGCCUGUGGUCAGAGCCCGUAAACCACAACGAGGGCCCUUGGACGGAAGUUGUGGCGAGUCAGUGUGCGGGUAUUACGCCCAUGGACCCCGUCACCAUAACGCCGGAUGACGUAGCUGAGGCGGUCCGUAGAACCCCGAACUGGAAAAGUCCGGGACUCGAGGGGCUGCAUCACUACUGGCUGAAGGGGUUCGUGAGUGAUCAGAAGAGGCUCUAUAAAUCAUUGGAGCGACCAAUGGUAAGUGGAACGGGCCCAGUACCGAAUCAGGCCGACACGGUCGCAUUCUGGCGCAGCCUGUGGUCAGAGCCCGUAAACCACAACGAGGGCCCUUGGACGGAAGUUGUGGCGAGUCAGUGUGCGGGUAUUACGCCCAUGGACCCCGUCACCAUAACGCCGGAUGACGUAGCUGAGGCGGUCCGUAGAGCCCCGAACUGGAAAAGUCCGGGACUCGACGGGCUGCAUCACUACUGGCUGAAGGGGUUCGUGAGUGAUCAGAAGAGGCUCUAUAAAUCAUUGGAGCGACCAAUGGUAAGUGGAACGGGCCCAGUACCGAAUCAGGCCGACACGGUCGCAUUCUGGCGCAGCCUGUGGUCAGAGCCCGUAAACCACAACGAGGGCCCUUGGACGGAAGUUGUGGCGAGUCAGUGUGCGGGUAUUACGCCCAUGGACCCCGUCACCAUAACGCCGGAUGACGUAGCUGAGGCGGUCCGUAGAGCCCCGAACUGGAAAAGUCCGGGACUCGACGGGCUGCAUCACUACUGGCUGAAGGGGUUCGUGCGAUUCCCAGAUGCUCUCGUGUGA
This is a messenger RNA of Parnassius apollo (apollo), 1305 nucleotides long. The record is from the annotation of a GenBank genome assembly. NCBI's taxonomy places the organism in Eukaryota, Metazoa, Arthropoda, Insecta, Lepidoptera, Papilionidae.